Messenger RNA from Penaeus chinensis, 1441 nucleotides. Its product is annotated as ankyrin repeat domain-containing protein 13C-like. Gene Ontology annotation, molecular function: protein binding. The transcript has 11 exons. Lineage: Eukaryota; Metazoa; Arthropoda; Malacostraca; Decapoda; Penaeidae. The coding region runs from base 15 to 1322 and encodes 435 amino acids. Gene Ontology annotation, cellular component: cytoplasm. The record is from RefSeq and is a predicted model, not a curated record.
GUGACUAUGUAAACAUGGCCGACGAGAAAAAUUCAUUCGAGUUACAUCAAAGUGUCUUUAAUGGUGACAUACGAAGAGUCUCUGCUCUCAUUCGGACUUAUGACGUUGCCAAGAAGGAUAAACAUGGAAAUACACCACUUCACCUUGCUGUUAUGUUGGGGCAUAAAGAAUGUAUACAUCUGCUCCUAGCGCACGGUGCCCCGGUGAAAGUCAAAAAUGCUAAUGGUUGGAGUCCCCUGGCUGAAGCCAUCAGUUAUGGUGACAGACAAACUAUCACAGUAUUAUUGCGGAAGUUGAAACAGCAGUCUCGAGAACACAUGGAAGUCAGAAGACCCGACCUAGUGCGAGCACUUUCACAAAUGGGAGAUUUUUACAUGGAGCUGAAAUGGGAUUUUCAGAGUUGGGUUCCGCUUGUGUCCAGGAUGCUACCGUCCGAUAUUUGUAAAAUCCACAAAAAGGGAGCCGCUAUUCGCUUGGACACUACACUUGUGGAUUUUAAUGAUAUGCGAUGGGAGAGAGGAGACAUCAGCUUCUUGUUUUCUGGCAGUUCCAAACCAUCACACUCACUAACUGUACUUGACAACAAACUUAAAGUAUAUCAGAAUAUUCGGCAUGAGGAAACAGAGGCAGAAAUGGAAGACGAGGUGGACAUUCUCAUGAGUUCAGAUAUUGUGGCAGCACAAAUGUCAACAAAACAAAUCACCUUUUCUAGAGCUCAGACAGGUUGGAUAUUCAGAGCAGACAAAAAGGAAAUGGUUGGCAAGUUUAAUGCUGAUUUUUAUUACCUAAAUGGGUUGACGAUAGAAUCUCGGAAAAGAAGAGAACAUUUAAGUGAGGAAGAUUUGCAGAAGAACAAAGCAAUCAUGGAGAGCUUCACAAAAGGCAGUGGAACACACUCAUUUGAUGAGACUGUCAGACGAGCAUCUUUAGAGCCCCCCACAAAUGAGCCAGUGUCUUGGGAGACGUAUAUUGAAGCAGAAGCAGGGAAGCCACCUCCACUAGGACGAAUGCUUAUUUGCAAGGAGUCUUCAAAAUCCUUUAAAGCUACAGUAGCAAUGAGUGAAGAAUUCCCUCUUACAGUUGAGAUGCUCUUGAAUGUCUUGGAAGUUAUUGCUCCCUUCAAGCACUUUGCAAAACUGAGGGAAUUUGUCCAGAUGAAACUCCCCUCAGGUUUCCCAGUCAAAAUUGAUAUCCCAAUCUUGCCAACAGUCUCAGCAAAAAUUACAUUCCAAGAGUUUGCAUUUAGAGACGAUAUUCCAGAUGCCUACUUUGAAGUCCCUACAAAGUAUAGGGAAGAUCCAAAUAGGUUCCCUGAAUUAUGACGGUAUGAGGACCUAAGUCUUGUGAGUAUCUCCAGUGUGCAGGAGCCCCAACAACCGCAUGAAUAUCGUGUCAUUGGAUCAAGGAUCGGUGAAUCUUCAUUAACUGGUGCAUGCGUCAG